This is a messenger RNA of Raphanus sativus (radish), 589 nucleotides long. Its product is annotated as protein JAZ13-like. The coding region runs from base 101 to 427 and encodes 108 amino acids. The transcript has 3 exons. Lineage: Eukaryota; Viridiplantae; Streptophyta; Magnoliopsida; Brassicales; Brassicaceae. The record is from RefSeq and is a predicted model, not a curated record.
GUUUGUAUCUCUUUAACUUCCACAAACCGACCGAAACAAGAAUAUUUACGCAGAGAGAAGAAUCAGGAAGUAUUUUAGCUUAGAUCUCGGCCUAUCUCCAAUGGUUUCUUCGCUUCAACCUUGUCACCGAUAUUCUACGGUGAAUCAAUCUUUAAACAUAAGACCGAAGGAGAUCAAUGCAUUCUAUAAUGGGAAAGUACGUGAACACGACCACGUAGAGAUCCAGGUAAGGGCGAUAAUAGAGAUGGCGAGCAAGGAGGGUGGAAUAAUGGCGUCAGAGUUAGCGCCGAUGAGAAUGGAAUCACCGUUAGGAUGUUCGGUGAAGAGAUCGGUGAAGAGUUUUUUGGAGCAGAGGAAGCAAAGAUGCAAAACUUUUGCACCUUACAGUUACACCUCCACGUCUUCCUCUUCUUCGCAUAAUUUUUAAACUCGAUUAUUUAGUUUACAUUUUCAAUCUUUUAUUUUGUUUCCAGUUAUCUACUAAAAGUCUAAAAGUCUAAAACAAAACAAAAAACUUUUUAAAUAUUGGUUACGAGAAAUCUAGCUUGUAUUUUCCCCCUGGAAGUGGUAUUUCUCUCGCUUUCUUUUA